Chara braunii is the source of this 3049-nucleotide messenger RNA. The record is from the annotation of a GenBank genome assembly. Lineage: Eukaryota; Viridiplantae; Streptophyta; Charophyceae; Charales; Characeae.
CCGAUUCCCCCACUCCCCACCUCUCCCUCCCAGCUCCUUCUCCUCUUCUUCUUGCUCAACCGCCCAUCAGUACUGGCUACAGCCUUGGUAAGUCUCUACGUUUGCAGGCCACGUCAGCUGCCCGCGGCACAUGACCCUGCUCACUCGUUCACAGACAGCAGGGAUGGAUCAGAAAGCCGGCGAGACUGACGAAGCCUAUGAGGCACGGUUGGCGGCCAUCAUGACCGAAAGCAAGCAACGGGCAGAAGCAUCAGCAGCAGCAUGGAAGAAGAGGGAGGCAGAGGCCGAGAGGCUGUGUCAAGUGGCCGAAGAUCAACGGGAGAAGCACGCAGCAGCAGCAGCAAAGGCCGCCGAUGAAGAACGUGUACGGCAGCGGGAGAUUCUCUUCAGGGAGGAAACUGCGUUACACGCACAGGCCAGGGAUUGGCAGAAAGAGGCCGAGAAUGGAGACCCCGUUGACUACGGGACCAGGAUUGCGCUCUUGCUCAACCGCGUCACGGACCUCCUCGCUACUUGCAUCGCACAGCAGGAGGACAUUCACUCUCUCGACCAUGCCAAUCAGGCGCUGACUAAGCACAUACAGCAGCUGGAGCGGCGACCAGUGGCCACCUUCAGCGCCGGCCCCUCCGACCUCGUCGACCGCGUCAACGUCUUGGAGAUAGACGUGAGAACGCUCAAAACCGAGACACAAUGGCUGGACCAGCAGAACAGCAUGCCAAGCGGAGACUGGAUAUCUGAGUUCCAACGCCUGGCGAGCACCCCCAAGCUGCCGAUGAACUUCGAUGGCAUCAAGCUCUACUUCAUCAAGAGGUCGCGCCCAGCAUUGCAAAAUGCGUUAACUCAGGGCGCCGAGAACCUCAACACAGGUGAGGAACUCUUCAACAAGGCCGCACAGAUCAUUGUGGCGAACUUGGAAGCCAAGAACAUUGGUCGACUGCCGGCCAGGGCGCACCGCGAACUGUCCCACAAAAGCCAAGGGCUCCGCUCAGUCGGGAAAGUGAGCACCGCCGAGAGUGAUGCGGCGACACUCUCGACGCCUUCGGAACCAGUUGCCGUACGGGUAACCUCCCUCGGCUCCGGGGCAAAUGCGGAAGUCGUAAGUCCUCCCAUUCUUCAUUCUUUCGAGGACUGUGCUGCCCGACUCGUACCUUCGCUGAAUUCACGAACCGAAGGACAUGAUGUAUGUGCGGUUUCUUCUCCGUUUGGAAGCAGCGACAUCGAGUCGUCUUCAAGUGGACCUUCACGGGAUCUGGCGCGCGCGUUCAACAUAGAGGACUGGGACCGAUUGACUCCCGAGGAUUUUGCAUGGCUCCCUCUCCCUUCCACCGACUGCUUACCGGAGUCGCAAUGCGCAACUCUUAGCGCUCAUCUACAUACAUGCCUAGCCUUGUAUGCACCACCAACUUCGUCGACGGAGGACGAAGUCGCGGUGGGGGACAUUCUUGCGUAUGUUAGCAAGGUGGCCCGCGAGUUUCGCACGCAGCGGUAUGACGACAACAACGCACCGCUCCUUUAUGUCCACAUCCAAGUUGGGCAAGCGUCCUGCAGCACUUUGCUAGAUAGCAGCGCAACUUGCAACUUCAUUAGCCAGUCCUUUAUGCAAAGGGCCGACCUUGGCCCACGAGUUCGAAGGAAGGCACACCCUACGGCGAUCAAGUUGGCGGACGGUAGGACACAACAACUCCUUGACCGCUACAUCGAGGCCGUACCGGUAUAUUUCGCACCUCAUGCAUGCGAACUGGUGACGUUUGACGUCUUGGACACAGACUUCGACAUCAUUUUGGGCAUGCCUUGGCUUGCAAGUGUGGAUCACAUGGUCAACUUCCAUUGGCGGACACUUACGGUCCGCGACGCGUUUGGCGCCGAAGUACCAUGUACCAUCCCUCUUCCGCACCCUUCGAUCCGGUGCCCAGUCGUGAUGGCCAAAUCUUUUCGGGCCACUUGCGCUUACGAGCGGACCAACGAGAUAGGCCUAUGUUUUCUUCGCACCGUCGCGGCAACCGAAUCUCAACCCACGGACUUGUCUUCGGACCCCCGUGUGGUACGGUUGCUUGACGAAUUCGCCGACAUCUUCGAGUCACCUACUGGCGUGGUGCCGGAUCGACCGAUCUCACAUGAGGUCAUUCUCGAGGCCGGUGCCGCGCCGCCGAAAGGUUGCAUCUAUCGCAUGAGCGAGGAGGAACUUACAAUUUCGAUACGCCCGCAAGAUCGCUACAAAACCGCGUUUAAGACACGGUACGGGCAUUUUGAGUGGGUCGUCAUGCCUUUCGGAUUCACCAACGCCCCAGCGACUUUUCAAGCGGCGAUGACCAACGAGUUUCGUGCAAUGCUAGACCGGUUGGUGCUGGUCUACUUAGACGACAUCCUCGUCUAUAGCCGGACCUUGGAGGAACAUCUCGAGCAUCUUCGACGAGUGUUGGAGACGCUCCGUCGCGCCAAGUACAAAGCCAACCGCGACAAGUGUGAAUUCGUACGUCAAGAGUUGGAAUACUUGGGCCAUGUCGUCACUCAAGGGAUCAGUCCGUUGUCGGACAAGAUUCAAGCCAUCCAAGAUUGGCGGAAGCCGCAGAACGUCACAGAUGUCCGUUCGUUCCUUGGCCUUGCCGGCUACUACCAACGUUUCAUCAAAGGGUACUCGAAGAUCGCGGCCCACUUAUCCAAGCUUCAAUGCGAGGACCGGCCAUUUGACUUCGGGAUGGAUGCGCGAGAAUCAUUUUUGACCCUCAAGGCUGCAUUGUUGUCUGCGGAAGUCUUGCGCAUAUACGACCCGCUAUUGCCAACACACGUCACUACGGAUGCGUCCGGCUAUGGCAUCGGUGCCGUCCUCGAACAACAUGAUGGCGUGGACUGGCACCCGAUCGAAUACUUCAACAAGAAAGUGUCGGUCGUGCACUCAAUCGAUGAUGCACGCAAGAAGGAACUUCUCGCCUUCGUCCACGCACUCAAGCGGUGGCGACACUUCCUCCUUGGUUGACGCCAAUUCCGAUGGGUAAUGGACAACAAUACGUUGGUCUUCUACAAGACCCAGGACACCGUCAACAGCACGAUC